AUGUCUCUGUACCCUUCUCUCUGUACCCCCAGGAGCCAGGACCCCCCGCCUGCCCUGUCCUGCUCGGGGGGAGAAGAAGGGCUGCAGACUCGGGAGGUGCUCUGUGUGCAGAAGGCGGACACCUCAGUCACCGACGACUCCAUCUGCGAGUACUUUGAGCCCAAACCGCGACUGGAGCAGGCCUGCCUCAUCCCCUGCCCCCAGGCCUGCGUGGUAUCUGACUACUCCCCCUGGACCUCCUGCUCCAAGACCUGCGGCACGGGCCUCCGCAACCGCGUCCGGAGCGUGCUUGUGCCCCCGGUAUUUGGAGGAGCGCAGUGCCCCAACCUCACCGAGUUCCAGUCGUGCAAACCGGGAACUUGCACGGGACCGGACAAUGUCUAUAGCCUCCGGGUUGGGCCCUGGACUCCCUGUGCUGCCCCACCACUGACCAGGGAGAAGCGGCAGGCCAAGAGGAGGCGGGGCAAAGGGGAGGGGCCCCGGGUUAGAGGGGGGGGCCCCAAAGAUCCAGAAACUAAAGAGCUGAUUCAGAAGAAGAGGACGCGGAACCGGCUGAACAGGCAGGAGAGCCCUCUGUGGGACGUCCAGGUGGGAUUCCAGCGCCGUCCGGUUGUCUGUGUGCAUCGCAACGGGAGCACAGUGGCGAAGCACUUGUGCACCCAGCGGGACCUGCCCCUCACUCUCCAGUCGUGUGUCUUGCCUCGGGACUGCGGGCUGAGCGACUGGAGCCCAUGGUCGCCCUGCUCCCCCUCCUGCUCCGACCCGGACUCUGCAGGUGGGACACGGGCGCGCAGCCGGCAGGUCACCCAGCUGUCUGCGGGAGAGGGAGCCCAGUGCAAGCCCAUGGAGGAGACCGAGGCGUGUGACCCUGUGGGAGACGUGUCCCCAUGCCCUGUAUCUCCUCCCUCGACCCCUCUCGUCUCUAUCCCUCUCCACCAUACUCUCAUCACUUCCCUCUCCACCUCUCGUGCCCACCCUCAUCUUUCCUCCCUCACCUACAUCUCGUUACACAGGCCCUCCUCAAGAUCGCCCCCUACCUCCUCUCAAAACUCGCCAUCGAACCUCAUCAUAGACUCCUCUAAUCUGCCUCAAUCCCCCACCUCAAUCUCGUCUCUCUCGUCUCUCACUCUCUCAUACCUCUCUCUCGACUCUUCACCCGUUAUCUCCUACUCUCACUCCGUCCCAAAUCCAGGACACCUCCUCCAACAUCGACUCCUCGCACCCAUCAAGCUCUGUCUGAUCCUCUCAAGCCUCACUCUCAGCUCAUACCCUCUCAGUCCUGUCAAUCCUCCUCUCACUCUCCCUUCCUCGUCUUCUCGUUACCUAAUCCCAUCUCGCCCUCUCUCCGAACUCUCCUCUCCCACUCUCUUCUACCCAUCAUCUGAACUCAUCUCAGUCAAGUCCGUCCCUCCUCGUCUUCUCUCCGUCCCUCUCUCUCAUUCACAUUUCCUCUCCCCUCGUCUCUCUUCCUCACUCCCUCCUCUCGCCCCCCCCCCCUCUCCUCAUCUCCUCUCUUCGCCGCCGAUCUCAAAUCUCCUGCCUUCCCUCUUCUCGUCAUCUCCCCCGUCUGAGUCGGAUCCCCACUACCAGCAUCAACUCUUGUACAGCUCGUCCAACCCCCCUCACUCUCUGUAUCGUCUCGUCUUCUCCUCCUCCAUCUCUCGUCCACCCCCCCCCCUCUCUCUGUUCUCGGUGUCCCUUCCCAGAUCCUCUCUCUUCCCCUCCAAUCUCAUGCUCUCUGCUCAACUCGUCCCCCCUCUCAUCCUCCUCCCCCUCUCGUCCUCCAACCUUUUUCCUCUUUACUCUCUUUUCUCCUCUCCCCUCACCUACAACAACACCUCUCUCCUGGCUCCUCCUCAUUCUGUCCAGCAUAGCCCACCACCUCUCACAAGAAACGUCAGUUCCUCCUCAUCAAGAAUCGCUCUAUUCCCUCUUCUCAUCGCUCUCGCGUUCUCCUCCGCCAUACCAUUCACCAUCUCCCUCUUCUUCCCGUCUCUCUCUCUCGUUCGACUCUCCAGUCAUCGAACCGACGGUCUGACUCCACGUCCCAAGAAAAAGAAAAUCUCGAGUCAUCUCUACUCUCCCAAGAUCCAUCGCCGUCCAAUGGAUAUCAUUACUCUCUCGAACGCGCUUCGCAACCAUCGUCUUCCCCAUGCGCAUCUCCUCCUCCUGGCCUACCCUCACUCUGCCAUCUCACUUCUUCAAGGUCCCGCCAUCUACCCGACUACUCCAUCUGACCGCCCUUCCUCAUCUCGAUACCUCAUCCCAUCCACGUCCAUAAAAAGGACUACCAACGAUAACACACCCACCCCUUACUUAACCAUAGCUCCCAGAAUCAUCGUCCCCCUCUGUCCCAUCUCAAUCAUCCCUCUCCACUCGCCGUUCCAGACCGAUCUUCUCGUCUCUCGCUCACCCUCUUUCUCACACCUCUCAUCGCUCUUCCACUCUCCUCCUCACAUAAUUCACCUCUUCUAUCCUCUCAUCCUCUUACCUGCUCUCUCCGCUCCUCUACUCUCUCUCGUCUUCUCCUCUCUCUCACAUCCGUGCCAGUCCUCAUCUCCACUUCUAUCCUCACAUGAUCUCGCUAAGUUCCGCAAGCUAUGCGACUGCGAUGCGACCCCUCCAAGCAUCAUGACUCUACUCCUGCGUCCUCAUCACUCUCGCCAUCAUCUCCACUCUCCUCUGUCGCUCCUCUCACGUCCUCCAUCUCACUCCAUUCACCUCACCUCCUCGUUCCUACACUCAAUCAUCUCACUCUCCUCGUAA
Messenger RNA from Knipowitschia caucasica, 2766 nucleotides. NCBI's taxonomy places the organism in Eukaryota, Metazoa, Chordata, Actinopteri, Gobiiformes, Gobiidae. The record is from the annotation of a GenBank genome assembly.